GUAGGAACCUGUGAAGCUGGAUCGGCGAACCCUCAAGCGAAAACAAGUGGUGGUCACACCAAAGUGCAACAAAGAUCGCGAUGCAGCCCUACUAUUUCUGCGGCGUCAUUUGUGAUUGUGUUUUGUGGAAGUGAAUUUUAAAAAAAGAUAUGGACCGCUCAUUUUCUUUGGAGGCUCAUGAGGCAUGCCCUGGUUGCGAGAAGCAUGCACUUUCAAAAGGUCUAUUUUUAGCGGAACUUCAGGAAAUGAAAAAGGAAAUGGCGGAAUUAAAGGAAACAAUCGAAGUAAUGGAGAGAACCUCGACGGCUGUGAGUGUUAGAAUGCUUUCGCAUUUAGAGGGUAUCCGAAGCCACCUGGUGGACUGGAGUUCCCCCUCAAGACCGAGGAGGAAAUGGGCCAUAUCAACAACAAAAUCAGGGAGACUCCAUCGAACUACAUCGAGGCUUUUAAGAAAAUGGUGGGACCCGAAGGAUUGGAGAAAAAUAUAGAGCGUUUUUUUUGCCAAGGAGCUAAUAAUGCAAAUGAAUUACUCAGGAGGUCCUGACAAAGUUGACUUGUCAGCAUAUCCACAUUUAAACGACGCUUUGUUUGAAUCUUCUCGUUCGGAGGGCCGCAGUUUUGGCGAUUAUAUCAAGACUGUACGCGAGGCAUUCUCCAAG
This is a messenger RNA of Drosophila kikkawai, 659 nucleotides long. RefSeq lists its product as uncharacterized. NCBI's taxonomy places the organism in Eukaryota, Metazoa, Arthropoda, Insecta, Diptera, Drosophilidae. The record is from RefSeq and is a predicted model, not a curated record.